Molecule: messenger RNA, 1384 nt
Organism: Dendrobium catenatum
Lineage: Eukaryota; Viridiplantae; Streptophyta; Magnoliopsida; Asparagales; Orchidaceae
Product: bifunctional epoxide hydrolase 2
Exons: 4
Coding region: 81-1040 (319 amino acids)
Molecular function (GO): hydrolase activity
Source: RefSeq, a predicted model, not a curated record
CUCUCCAUGCAUCAUCAUCUUAUCAUUUGCUAUUAAACGCAGAAACCAGACUGCGCCCAAGGAGGAAGAAGAAAGCAAAUAUGGUGGAUUUGGGAAAGAUCGAACACUCUCGCCUCCCCAUCCGAAGCGACAUCGGAAACCUCAACCUUCACAUAGCCCAGAUCGGAAAGGGGGAACUGGGAACGGUGGUUUUCCUGCACGGUUUCCCGGAGAUAUGGUACACGUGGAGGUAUCAGAUGAUCGCCGUCGCCGACGCUGGGUUCCGAGCGAUCGCCCCCGAUUUCAGAGGCUACGGCCUUUCCGAUCAACCGCCAGAGCCGGAGAAAGCUACGUUUGAAGACCUCAUCGGCGAUCUCCUUGGCAUCCUCGACGCGCUCGGCGUCCCCAAGGCCUUCCUAAUCAGCAAAGAUUUCGGAGCCUUUCCAGCUUACCAUUUCGCCAUUAGGCACCCCGAUCGCGUCCAGGGUUUGGUGACUCUUGGCAUUCCUUACACCCCGACCGGCUUCGAACAAAUGUUGUCUCUCCCCGAAGGCUUCUACAUCAAAAGAUGGAGGGAACCAGGGAGAGCAGAAGCGGACUUCGGCCGGCACGAUGCCAAGACGGUGGUGAGGAACGUCUAUAUCCUCUUCUCUAAAAGCGAGAUUCCCAUAGCAGCGGAGGGCCAAGAAAUCAUGGAUCUUGUAGACCCUUCCACUCCGUUGCCGCCAUGGUUCACAGAGGAGGAUCUCGAGGCCUACGGCGCGCUCUACAAGAACUCCGGCUUCCGUUUCCCGCUCCAGAUCCCAUAUCGGCAACUAUCGGAGCAGCGGCCAGUGGCGGCGGAUCCGACGAUUAAGCAGCCGGCAUUGCUUAUCAUGGGGGAGAAGGAUUACGUGAUCAAGUUUCCUGGAAUAGGGGAAUACGUGAGGAGCGAAACGCAGAAGAAGUUUAUCCCUAAUCUGGAGCUGAAAUUCUUGCCGGAAGGAUCGCAUUUCGUCCAUGAACAGAAUCCUGAAGAGGUGAACGAGCUCAUCCUUGAUUUCCUAAAGAGAAACAUUUGAAGCUCUUCAGGAUCAUAUAAAAACCAGUAUUACUAAGUGCUUUUGCAUCGAUCAAUAACCAGAUUGGAUGCUGUUUGUUUCUGCGUUUUAUUAAGCAUUCGCAUAAGAUCUGGCUGCUAAGACUUGUGCUAAAUAAAAUCAAUUAAGGCUCCGUUUGGAAGAGCUUUCUUACUGCUUUUUCUAAAGCAAUAUUUUCAUACAAAAAUUUUUAUAUUUCUAAAUAAAAAUUUUUGUAUGAAAAUAAUGUUUUAGAAAGUAAUAAAAAGACUGUACCAAAUAAAGCCUCAGACUUGUGUUAUAUAGAUGUUUCUAAGGUUAUUAAAUAAUAGUUUUAGUUUAAUUUA